AUGGCCACAGUCAGUGCAAACGGAGUGCUGCGGGAGAAUGGAUUCAGCACCACGGACAGCGGCGGCAGGAUGAACGGGCUCGGCCUCGGUAGUCAGAACACCAUCCCCAUGAAGGACCACGACGCCAUCAAGCUCUUCAUCGGCCAGAUCCCACGCAACCUGGAGGAGAAGGACCUCAAACCGCUCUUUGAGGAAUUCGGCAAGAUUUACGAACUCACGGUACUGAAAGACAGGUUUACCGGGAUGCAUAAAGGAUGUGCCUUUCUUACAUACUGUGCCAGAGAGUCAGCACUGAAAGCCCAGAGCGCCCUCCAUGAACAGAAGACUCUGCCAGGGAUGAAUCGUCCCAUCCAGGUGAAGCCAGCAGACAGCGAAGGACGGGGAGAAGACAGGAAGCUGUUUGUGGGGAUGCUCGGCAAGCAACAGAGCGAGGAUGACGUCCGGCGGCUCUUCGAGACCUUUGGCCAAAUCGAGGAGUGCACCGUCCUGCGGGGUCCUGAUGGGGCCAGUAAGGGCUGUGCUUUUGUCAAAUUCUCCAGCCACGGAGAAGCACAGGCUGCCAUCAACAGCUUGCAUGGUGGACAGACCAUGCCUGGCGCCUCGUCCAGCUUGGUGGUCAAAUUCGCAGACACCGACAAGGAGCGGACUUUGCGCCGGAUGCACCAGAUGGCGGGUCAGCUCGGCAUCUUCAGUCCCAUGACUAUCCAGUUUGGGGCCUAUGGCGCCUACUCUCAUGCUCAGAUGAUGCAACAGCAAGCAGCCCUGAUGGCGGCAACACAAGGGUCCUACCUGAACCCCAUGGCGGCCAUUGCUGCCGCGCAAAUGCAGCAAAUGGCGGCGUUCAAUGUCAACGGCCUGGUGGCGACUCCGAUGACACCAUCUUCAGGCACCAGCACACCCCCAGGCAUCACUGCAACCGUCCCCAGCAUAGCCACGCCCAUCGGGGUCAACGGCUUUAGUGCCCUCGCGCCACAAACCAACGGGCAGCCCACGUCCGAGCCAAUUUACAGUAACGGCAUUCACCCUUACCCAGCACAGAGUCCGACAGUGACCGACCCUCUCCAGCAGGCUUACGCCGGCGUCCAACACUACGCAGCAGCCUACCCUGCCGCCUAUGCGCCAAUCAGCCAAGCAUUCCCCCAGCAGCCGACCAUCAUUCCCCAGCAACAGCGGGAAGGGCCGGAGGGCUGCAACCUGUUUAUUUAUCACCUGCCCCAGGAAUUUGGUGACGCGGAGCUCAUGCAAAUGUUUCUCCCUUUUGGCAAUGUCAUCUCGGCGAAAGUCUUUGUGGACAGAGCGACCAAUCAGAGCAAAUGUUUCGGUGAGUUCAAAAUCAACAGUGGGAUGUGAUGUGGGUAGGGGAGCAGUUUGGAAUUAUGUGCUUGGGUUUUGAAAUCUUCUCAUGCCCCUCGCUGCUUUCAUGCAAUUAGCAUUUGCCUUUUAUUUUCUUAAUUCCCACUGUCUAUCCUAAUCAAGCUUCAAUUAACAUUUGAAAGGUAGUUUAAAGGGAGUGUUUAAAGCCAUUGAGCGGGGGGUGGCUUCGUUGUCAAUCCACCCAAUCGGAGAAAGUUACAAUGAGUAGACCUAAUUACAUUUGCUUUGACAUCAUAGUAGACGUCACGGUAGAGUUCUGGGUGUCCUAGCUGGGCCUCCAAUAUUAUAGAUUAGUGUAAUGUAUGUUUUUUGAUCAUUAAUUGUCUAGAAGUUGUCGAUUUGUUGUUAGUCGCUGUGGAAAUGAAGCUACAGUGACUCUCCAAAUGUGGCAUUAGUACCAUUAGUGGCAGCUCCCUCUGGUGGUAUGCGAAAGAAUCACUGCUUAAGUACCGAUCACUUGUAUUUAACUUUUUUGGUACGUAUUUAAUUUGUUUGUUUUUAUUUCUGUAUGCAAUGCAAUAUAUCUUUUUAUUUGAACAUUUCGGUCAUUUUUUCUUGUUGUAUAUUUAAGUGUACCGUUUAAACUGCAUAAUAUUUGACUGUCUUACAAUU
Messenger RNA from Syngnathus typhle (broad-nosed pipefish), 1986 nucleotides. RefSeq names its product CUGBP Elav-like family member 6 (gene celf6). The record is from RefSeq and is a predicted model, not a curated record. Gene Ontology annotation, biological process: mRNA splice site recognition; regulation of alternative mRNA splicing, via spliceosome. NCBI's taxonomy places the organism in Eukaryota, Metazoa, Chordata, Actinopteri, Syngnathiformes, Syngnathidae. The transcript is spliced from 11 exons. Bases 1 to 1350 code for a protein of 449 amino acids. Gene Ontology annotation, molecular function: mRNA binding. Gene Ontology annotation, cellular component: cytoplasm; ribonucleoprotein complex; nucleus.